UAACGCUAUCGGCAGCCAGCAGCAAUGAACGAUCGCGAUUGUCGUCGUGAGUGAGAUCAUGAGGGAAGUGGACACUUCGGAAACAUCCGUCGUAUGGCCUGCAUGGUGUUACUCAGGAGAAACAACAGUUAAUGAAGAUUUACCACAACGACUGGUGGCGGCGGCAGCAGCAGCAGCAGCAGCAACGACGGCUGUUACGCCUUCCCCGAUAGUCCAUCAACGGCAGAAUCAGCGACAGCAACGGGAGCACCAGCGCGCGUCAUCAAAUCAAUCUCGGUCGUCAUCAGCUUCAUCAGCGUCAGUGUCAUCGUCACCGGCAUCUUCACCACACUCGCGCACAUCUCCCUUGGCACGGCUGGAAAGACGGCGGGUAAAACGAAAAUCAAUCACACGUACGUCGCUGUUCAACCAACCACCGGUGACCGGGCUGGCAAGCAGCGCCAUUGCGGCUGCCCUCGAAGCGAGUGCCGUUGCAGUACCUGUUAGCUCUCCCGGUGGACUUUUAGGGCUUUCGGCAAACCGACGGAUUGCUGAGGCGCUGUACGAUGGUCGAUCGAUCGAAGGUGGUAAUGGAGGACUGUUGCUGAGCAACCAACACGAUCGCAGCUCCGACGACGCACAGCACGAAGUAGCCACCGACGAGGAGGAGGAGGAGGAAAACGUGAUAAAACCGAAGAAGAAGAGCGUGAAAAACAAUCGUGUUAGUGUUAUCGAUACGAAACUCCUGCAAAAGUAUCAGCAGCAGCGGCAAACAAAACUCCACACGUUGGACAAGAUGCUUAGCGAACGGAUUUACGAUCGGAAGAAGUAUCUGAACUCUCCCACCGGUAGCAGUGGUGGGGCCGGUACCGUCGGUAGCUCCACGUCUGCCAGUGCGUUCUACGAAAAGUAUCGCAACGGUGCAUCCGGAGACUCCGGCGAGUCUCAACUGAACCUGAUAAAGAAUGGGACAGGCGGCGGUGGUUCCAUCGGUAGUCUGAACGGCGUUAGCUCCAGUGCCCAUCUCAGUGCAAUAGCGGCAAGCAUUAUUAGUAGUAGCAACGGUAGCAAUAAUGGAGGUGGCAUUAGCAAUAGCAGCGACGAAAACGGCACACUGUCGUUACACGGCGGCGCUAACAGCAAUAGUAACCAAAUUAGUAGCAACAAAAACGGCAACAACAAUAAUAACAAUAGUAAUACAAACAACAACAACAUCAGCAGUGGCGGGCUCGGCAUCGCGAAUAGUAGCAACAGCAGCAGCAUCAAGAGCGAGCGGUUCAGUCCUCCCAACAACGAUGCACAGUCGAUGGCGUCGAGGUCGCGAAGUGUGACACCAUCGUCCUUCUCUGGGACGCCACCGCAGACGAUGCACGCGAGCGAUGCCGGCUUCACCAGCAGUCUUUCUACCGGCGGGUUACUUCCGUCCCCGAACUCGUCCUCCGGUGCGGGGAAUUCCGUUGAACGGACCGAAUUUCAGACGCGAAAUUAUUCCGAUUUCAUGCGCAGCCUGGCCGCCAAGUACAACAACAAUAACAACACUAAUGAUGUAUCGAAUAUCAAAAAUUCUUUUCUUGAACCAAAAAUGCGCCUCACUCAGCCAAAAUCGUACAUCGAGCGAUCGUUGAACAGUAAGAAAGGCAGCCCUCUUACCUCCACACAAGUACCUAAUCCAAGUAUUAUGACGUCGUUGUUUUCGGGUCUCCCAUUCCAAUCGGCCGUCUUUCCACCACUGAUCGAUAUGACCAGCACCCAAGCGCUGGUUACGCUGGCCCGAGCUGCAAAAGACUCCGAAGUACACAACAUUCUCAAAGCGGAUACGGGCGGUGGUCUCAAGAAAUCGUCCUCCUUAUCGCGAGGUUCCUCUCCACCACCGGCUACCGCACUUGGCAGUCACCAUUUCCCUUCGCCCUUCGGUACGGGUUACCUGCCGCGGUUACUUCCGAACCAUCACCACCUGGCCAGUUUUCCCUCCCAGUCACCCGCGCUCGCGACCAGCGGCCCGCUGAAGUCUCCUUCGCGAGCGCCCGAAUCGACGGCCCUCGUCUCCACCUUUCCGCUCGACCUGAGCGCCUCGACACCGUCGGGCAGCAAGCGGAUAAAGCUCUCGCCGACCCCUAGUCGUCAUCAGGAAACAUCUCCAGCGCCGAGCUCCACCAACAGCCAACCGUCCGCGGACUCGCUCGAUCUCAAACCGAUCCGGAAGUGUCACGCACGCGUAGAAGAAAUCAGUGCCUGGACGGUGGACAACGUGUGCGACUUUGUUGCCAGUAUCGAUAUCUGCGCCGAGUACGUACAGAACUUUCGUGAUCAGAGCAUCGACGGUGCAGGAUUGCCGCUGCUGACGGAGGAACACCUGACGAACUCGCUCGGCAUGAAGCUCGGCCCGGCAUUGAAGCUGCGAUCGAUGUUGGCCAAAAAAUUGGGUGGUCCCUGUCCGUGUGCGCUGUGCAGCGUUCCCGCUUCAACGCCGCCGGCCCGAACCAACAGCAGUGGCAGCAGUAGCAGCAAAGGCGACACAACUCCCACCAAUCGGCCACCGAGCAACGAGGGGUCGAUUGGUUGAUCGUUCGCUCCCACCCCCGAUCGUACGCGGAUUGGUGGCUUUACUGGCAACAGGCCUUUCCAUUUUCCAUCCAGUUUCCCAGACGUACUUACCUUCACUUUAGGCAGGACACCGUGUGCCGGCCGCUUUUUUUCCAAUCGACAAGCCGGGACAUGUACAAUACUAACGAUUAAGUUGGAUUUAUUUUUUAACAUUCACAUCGAAACCCUUCCCAACUCCAAGCAAACGACACUCUUACGGGGUCCAGUUGGCAUCCCGGGCUCUAACCUUACUGGGACAGAGUUCGAUCGACACAAAGGGGUUAGGGAGAAACAAACAUUCUAUGCACCAAACCGAGAGUAAGUGUUUCCUUCUAAAAUUUUGUAAUUGAAGAAAAAUAUGUGCUAUCACAGCGCGAUAGUGUACAGUGAGGCCCUUCUCAUCAGUGAUCGGUAAAUUCUACGACCAAAGAAACAAUAACAACACAAUGAGAAUGUGUUUCAUUUCACUAGGCUAGACUAGACGACGUCGUCCGGAUAUGCAGAGGAAACAAUUUACGGAAAAAUAAUAAAACAAAUCUCUCAAACACCCGAAGGAAACACUUUCCCCGUGUGCGGUAAAUAGCAUAGCAGGCGAUCAUACUACAGUGAGGGCCUAUCGUGGCCUUGGUGCAAUUAAACUAUUCACAUGUUCACGCAAAACUUUAGAUAAGCGUAGUUGUAAGCAAGAGCAAACACAAUGCGGCGACUCAAUGUUGUUAAUUUCUCGUUAUUUAUUCAGUUAGUUUAUGGACUGUGUAGAGCGGUAAAGCUUGUUGCAGUAGUCAAAUGUGUCCUUUUCUGGCUCGGUCAACCAAGGAUGGAGUUGAACAAAAAACACACACACAGCUAUAAAAGACAGCGCUAGUUUCCCUUUACUUCCGGAAACACUUUUUCCUCAACAAAUACAAUACGUGCGAACGAGAGCUAGGCAGCUGUUCAAUCGACGCGUGACGUGUGUGAAAAAUGAUUUCACUGAUAAAUGAUUUCACUGGAUGUUGCUAUCCCUGUCGAAAGUGUGGGAGGAUAUGAUUUCAUCCUGUCUCCAGGAGCAGAACAGGGCCUAUUGGUUAGUGCAUUAUUUAAAAGUCGUAACAAUAGCAAUAUCAGUAUUUAAAUACAAGCGAACGUUAAACAUAUACAAACACACGAGCGGACAGCACGAACCGCGACGGAAUGUUGUGGGUGUAAGCAGUCGGCAAUGUAUGUAAGAAAUAAAGACAUUACAACGAAAUAAAUUAAUA
Molecule: messenger RNA, 3803 nt
Organism: Anopheles moucheti
Lineage: Eukaryota; Metazoa; Arthropoda; Insecta; Diptera; Culicidae
Gene: Samuel
Product: probable serine/threonine-protein kinase nek3
Exons: 7
Coding region: 59-2542 (827 amino acids)
Cellular component (GO): PRC1 complex
Molecular function (GO): protein binding
Source: RefSeq, a predicted model, not a curated record